This is a messenger RNA of Neltuma alba, 595 nucleotides long. RefSeq lists its product as uncharacterized. The transcript is spliced from 3 exons. Bases 114 to 401 code for a protein of 95 amino acids. Lineage: Eukaryota; Viridiplantae; Streptophyta; Magnoliopsida; Fabales; Fabaceae. The record is from RefSeq and is a predicted model, not a curated record.
AGUAAGGACGGCCAAAUAGCGGGCGCGGGAAGGAGGACGACGACGGCGCUGCAACUCCAUCAAGCUCUGUUCUCUUCUAUCUGAACUUCAAAUCGGUAAGCUUGUAUGUAGUAAUGGGAACUCAAGAUACAAAAGACCCCUUCAAAGGGGUGGAUUGGAAAGCCGUUGGUGGUGAAAUGCAACAGAAUCCUAGUGCUCAGCCAGUUUUGAAGAAACGUCUCCCAAAAAAGGUUAGGGAAAUCCCUGACUACUAUUUCCUUCCUCGACGGUCUCUGCCUUCAGCUAUCGCUUUCUAUGGUUCCUGCAUUGCUGGUGGUAUUGCUGCCGGAAUGCUUUUAGAGGUCUGGAUUAACAAGAAAGUUAAAGAAGAUGGAGGCGUUAUAUGGGAGUUUGACAAGUAGACACUUGUAAUGGUACCAACCACUGUGAUGCAUUGUUUAAUUACCAAACUUCUCGAGAUUUCAUGGUCUAGAGGAUUAAUGCAGGUGUUUUCUUCAAUAGCCGGUUGUAUUCACAGGUAGAUCACAUGUUCAAAUAUUUGCAUAAUAAAUUUUGAUCCGAUUAUUAGAAUGAGCAUCUAUAUCUUUUGAAAGUA